Penaeus chinensis is the source of this 877-nucleotide messenger RNA. RefSeq names its product vitelline membrane outer layer protein 1 homolog. The transcript is spliced from 5 exons. The record is from RefSeq and is a predicted model, not a curated record. NCBI's taxonomy places the organism in Eukaryota, Metazoa, Arthropoda, Malacostraca, Decapoda, Penaeidae. Bases 1 to 753 code for a protein of 250 amino acids.
AUGGGAACGCGGGCAGGUGGUGUGAAAGAUUGUGGGGAUACUGUUAUAUUUUUCGGUGUGGAUUUCCUUUUCUCCGUUCAGCUACCCACAGAUAACGGGGUUUCAGCUUAUAAGUGUCUGCCACAUACUGCGCCGCAGCAUAGUCACCUCGUGGACGAUCUGGCCAUCAUGUCUGGAGCAAUUGGCUUCGUUGUGCUUCUGCUUGUCUGCUCGCCGAGCUGGGGUGUCAAUCCGCAGGACUAUAUUCAUUCCCAAGGAGCAACUGUAUGGGGAUUCUGGGGCAGGACAGAGUCAUGCCAAAAUGGGUCUUAUGCCUAUGGUUUUGAAAUUUCGGUCGAGCCAGAAGUCGGGUCACUCGACGACGAUUCCAGCCUAAACGCCAUACAGCUGUUCUGUCGCACUCCUGAAGGCGCACACACCGGGGAGAUCACGUCAGACACCAUGGACCGAGGAGUGUGGACCGGUUCCCAUCACUGCCACGGCGGAUAUCUCAGAGGAUACGAUCUCAAGAGCCAUGCUGACGUAGGCGCCAUAGGAGACAACACCGCGGCUAACGGCCUGAAGAUGUGGUGCGGGGGGGAGGAGGCGCCGAUGGAGGCCCCCGGGAACAAAUGGGGAGAGUGGCUAGGCCCUUCCUACUGCAAGGAGGGUUACGUCAUCUGUGGCAUUAUGACGCGCGUGCAGUCCAAUCAGGGAACCUUUGGUGAUGAUACGGCCCUGAAUGAUGUUAAGUUCCUGUGCUGCCAGUUGUAGAUUUCGGUGUUUAUUAUUAUUAUUAUUAUUAUUAUUAUUAUUAUUAUUAUUAUUAUUAUUAUUAUUGUUACUUUUUUGUAUCAGUUUUAAUAUCUCAAUUCUUUGAUUUUUUUUUUCUUUGGCU